AAUAGCUGAACUGUCAUAUUGGUUGGGCAACAACAAAUUGAUAUUUCUAAAUUAUUUUUUUCUCGGAGUCGAUAAAAAUAAGUUGAGAAAGAUGCAAAAGAAACCUUUAAAUGCUAACACGCUACUGGACAAACUGCAUCGUGGAGCUGUAUACGCUUGCAUUGGUGUCACUCUGUAUGGAACUUAUAUACUAGGAAUGCGGUAUUACCAUUAUUACACCGUAAUAAGACCGGAGAAGCAGCAAGCGGAACUGAAGCUACUCGAUGAGGGUGCCCACGAUAAGGCCAAGGAGCUAAAGUACUAAGGAUUUACUCAAUUCCCUUUUUUUGUGUAAUGUUUGUUAAGAGUAUAAAUAAAUAGUUAAUUGCAAAA
Drosophila willistoni is the source of this 372-nucleotide messenger RNA. RefSeq lists its product as uncharacterized. The record is from RefSeq and is a predicted model, not a curated record. The coding region runs from base 92 to 304 and encodes 70 amino acids. The transcript has a single exon. NCBI's taxonomy places the organism in Eukaryota, Metazoa, Arthropoda, Insecta, Diptera, Drosophilidae.